Molecule: messenger RNA, 793 nt
Organism: Diachasmimorpha longicaudata
Lineage: Eukaryota; Metazoa; Arthropoda; Insecta; Hymenoptera; Braconidae
Product: phospholipase A2 large subunit-like
Exons: 3
Coding region: 89-640 (183 amino acids)
Biological process (GO): arachidonate secretion; phospholipid metabolic process
Source: RefSeq, a predicted model, not a curated record
AUGCAGUCGUGAAUUGACAACGCAAUGUAAUAUUGUAGUAGCGAACGUAUUGUCAUACAUUUCGGUUUUGAAGAAUUUUUUUCACAGUAUGGAGUAUUUACAAAUUAUUUAUUAUUUGAUAAGCUCAUGGCUGUCUUUUCCAUUGGCUUCGCCGAUGCCACCAUUCGAUCUCAUGUUCCCAGGAACAAAGUGGUGCGGAAAAGGAGAUGUGGCUGAAAAUGAUCACGAUCUAGGUUGGUUCGAGCAGACAGACUUUUGUUGUCGAAAUCAUGACAAGUGUCCACACUACGUCGCUGGUGGUGACACAAAAUACGGCCUCCGAAAUGACGGAUCAAUCACAAUAGCUGAGUGCAAAUGUGAUGAAGAGUUCAGGAGUUGUCUGGGUGAUACUGAGGAAACUUUCUUCAGUCUCGUCAUGGAAUCUUACUACUUCGACUUAAUACCCAGAAGAUGUUUCAAUCUGGUCCCAGGGGAGAAUGGAACCCUGAAGGGCGAGCUGGAGAAAAAUCUACCAUUCCAGGAAAUUAUUCAGAAAUUCUUGGACGUAUUACCGAGUGAUAAUACAGUUGUGGAAGUUGUGUCUGAUACUCUUGAUGGUCUUGCAAACCUGGUUCUGUCCGGCCAAGAGGUAUCGCCAUAGUCUGCUGUCAAUCAAGUUGUUGCAUCAUCUUUCUUAUCAGAAAAAUGACGAAACACAAGAUUUCAGAAUUUUAAUUAAGAGAAAAAUUAAAUAAACGUCGACCUGAUUCUUCUCUUAGAGCAGGAACGAAUCAACAGUUAACAAUCGAAACAA